CUGCGCCUGCGCUGGGCAGCUGCGGGGCCAGUCGGGACGGAGGAGACAAGAUGGCGCUGCGGGCGAUGCGGGGAAUCGUGAACGGGGCCGCACCCGAGCUACCCAUGCCCACCAGCGGGCCGGUGGUGGGAUCCCGGGAGCAAGCGCUGGCAGUUAGCCGGAACUACCUUUCCCAGCCUCGCCUCACGUACAAGACAGUAUCAGGAGUCAAUGGUCCACUAGUGAUCUUAGAUCAUGUUAAGUUUCCCAGAUACGCUGAGAUUGUCCACUUGACAUUACCGGAUGGCACGAAGAGAAGUGGGCAAGUUCUAGAAGUUAGUGGUUCCAAAGCAGUGGUUCAGGUAUUUGAAGGGACUUCAGGUAUAGAUGCCAAAAAAACAUCUUGUGAGUUUACUGGGGAUAUUCUCCGAACACCAGUGUCCGAGGAUAUGCUUGGUAGGGUAUUCAAUGGAUCAGGAAAACCUAUCGAUAGAGGUCCUGUUGUACUGGCUGAAGACUUCCUUGACAUCAUGGGCCAGCCUAUCAAUCCUCAGUGUCGAAUCUACCCAGAGGAGAUGAUUCAAACUGGCAUUUCAGCCAUAGAUGGCAUGAACAGUAUUGCUAGGGGGCAGAAAAUUCCAAUCUUCUCUGCUGCUGGCUUACCACACAAUGAGAUUGCAGCUCAAAUCUGUCGCCAGGCUGGUUUAGUAAAGAAAUCCAAAGAUGUAGUGGACUACAGUGAGGAAAAUUUUGCAAUUGUAUUUGCUGCUAUGGGUGUAAACAUGGAAACUGCACGGUUCUUCAAAUCUGACUUUGAAGAAAAUGGCUCAAUGGACAAUGUCUGCCUCUUUUUGAACUUGGCUAAUGACCCAACUAUUGAGCGAAUUAUCACUCCUCGCUUGGCUCUAACCACAGCCGAAUUUCUGGCCUAUCAAUGUGAAAAACAUGUAUUGGUUAUCCUAACAGAUAUGAGUUCUUAUGCUGAAGCACUUCGAGAGGUUUCAGCAGCCAGGGAAGAGGUUCCUGGUCGAAGAGGUUUCCCAGGUUACAUGUACACCGAUUUAGCCACAAUAUAUGAACGUGCUGGUCGAGUGGAAGGUAGAAAUGGCUCCAUUACUCAAAUCCCUAUUCUCACCAUGCCUAAUGAUGAUAUCACUCACCCCAUCCCUGACUUGACUGGAUAUAUUACAGAGGGACAGAUCUACGUGGACAGACAGCUGCACAAUAGACAGAUUUACCCGCCUAUUAAUGUGCUGCCCUCUUUAUCACGGUUAAUGAAGUCUGCUAUUGGAGAAGGUAUGACCAGAAAGGAUCAUGCUGAUGUAUCUAACCAGCUGUAUGCAUGUUAUGCUAUUGGUAAGGAUGUACAAGCCAUGAAAGCCGUAGUUGGAGAAGAAGCCCUUACCUCAGAUGAUCUUCUUUACUUGGAAUUUCUGCAGAAGUUUGAGAAGAACUUUAUUGCUCAGGGACCUUAUGAAAACCGCACUGUCUAUGAGACUUUGGACAUUGGCUGGCAACUGCUCCGAAUCUUCCCCAAAGAAAUGCUGAAGAGAAUCCCUCAGAGCACCCUGAGUGAAUUUUAUCCUCGAGACUCUGCAAAGCAUUAGCUGCUACUUUAUCGCUGGCUCGAUACACUUGUGAAAUAGUGUUCUGUUUUCUUUAUUCCUUUUGCACUCCCUAAUCCCCCAUCUCUGUGUUGGAGUUUGCCUUGUUACCCUGUAAUUAAAAACAAAGAAUAGGUAACAUGCUGUGCCAGUGUUGCAAUGUUUUAAACUUCUAACAGACUUUAAAAUAUCCCCUGUUGAGAAAACCCAGGUCAUCAGUGCUCUUUUUAAAGUAGCUUCAGGGAUGGAGGUGAAUUUUUCUUACUGAUGUGUGUUUGUACAUAGUGGUGCAGUUAGUUGCCUAAUAAUGUCUUCAUUAUUUGGGUCACCUCUACUUUAUCUCUCAGC
Molecule: messenger RNA, 1931 nt
Organism: Herpailurus yagouaroundi (jaguarundi)
Lineage: Eukaryota; Metazoa; Chordata; Mammalia; Carnivora; Felidae
Gene: ATP6V1B2
Product: ATPase H+ transporting V1 subunit B2
Exons: 14
Coding region: 51-1586 (511 amino acids)
Biological process (GO): vacuolar acidification; proton transmembrane transport; ATP metabolic process
Cellular component (GO): proton-transporting V-type ATPase, V1 domain
Molecular function (GO): proton-transporting ATPase activity, rotational mechanism; ATP binding
Source: RefSeq, a predicted model, not a curated record